AACAUCUAACUGAAAUAAAGGUUAAUCAAAGUUAGCAACCAAAUAAAUCAAAACUCGUAUAGGGGAAAUCUUAACAAUGGAAGAAAAUGUCUCCUCAUAAUCAAUGCCUUUAACAAAAAGUCGGGCUUUUAAACGUUCAAUAGAACCAUCAAGAUUAAAUUUCAUCGUAUAAACCCAAUGACAACAGGCAGGCUUUUUACCAUGGGGUAACGGAAUGAGAUCCCAAGUUCUAUUAUGAUGCAAUGCAUCCAUCUCCACCGCCAUAGUUUUCCUCCAGCCCAGAUCAAAUAAUGCCUCCCGUAAAGUCUUAGGAAUUGAGAUGGUAGAUAGUUGGGAUAUGAAAUAUGAGAAAGUAGGGGAUAAGACAUUAUAAGAAACAAAAAUGAUUAAUAAGAUGAUUAGUUACACAAGAUCGGGUACCUUUACGCAAAGCAAUAGGUAAUGCAUCUGAGACAAUAGUGGGGCCCGUAUCACAAGAUGGCGAUGGCAUAUUAGUAGCUGGCCUCAGACGACGAGAGUACACUCUCAAUGGAGCUGUAGAAGAUGGGGAUAGUGAAGCUAGAGGAGUUGAUGAGGAUGGAAAAAUAAUGGGACAAGAGAUGAAGGCAAUGAUGGAGUCAUCCCAAAGUCGAGAUCAAGAGGAGAGUGAACAACCGAAAAAUAUGGUAUAGACUCACAAAAGGUAACAUCGGCACUGGUGAAAUACUUAACAGGGCCCAAAAACGAAAGAAAACCCAUUGAACCGGACUGAAAGUGACCAAAAAGGCUGAACUGGGUUCAAAAACAAAAGAAAAUCCACCGAAUCAGUCCAAAGAGUUACUGAACUGUACUGGAACUGGGACAAACCAAAAGAAAAUCCACUGAACUGGUCCAAAGAGUUACUGAACUUGACCGAAAAUAGAAGAAAACCUGAUGAAUUGGACAAAAAAAUAUUGAAUCAGACCGAGCUAAAACUACUGGAUUUAGGCUCCCAAAUUCAAAUUACUUCCUCAAACUGGAUUUGGGAAGCACUCCAAGCUGGUCUUGGACUUGGCUUGGACUAAACUGCCAUUAGCAUGUCAACUAGGUAUGGGCUUGGAUCACAAGCCCGAAGAUCCUGAUUUCCAAAUGGUUCCCUUCUUCAACCUUUAGAACGAUUUGUACACCAACUCUGUGAGCAACGACGACUGCAACUUGAUUCAACAAACCAAUCAAUCAACAGAACAAGACCAACCGAUUCAACCAAUGAUCUGACCAAUUCAACCCACAAUGAUCAAGAACAACUGGGAUGCAAAUCAGGACUGUCCAAUAACGAUGACAACUGGGAUCUUCACCAAUUACCAACAAUGAUUACAAAGGCGCUCAUCGAACAACCUUCAACCCACCAUGCAACAUAUUUGAUAUAACUGUGUCAGAUCACAAACAACUACAAGAAUUGAUCAAGACCACAUUCUGACACAAAACAACAGAUGCCGAACUUGGGAAAUCUGCAAUCAGACUAAGAUUGCCACUGCUGGUCAUUUAUGUAAAGCUGCUAUAGAGAAAAGGAAAAGGAAAGAACGAAAGCGAAUAAUAAUAUAUCAGUUACAAACCCUAAGGAUGAUGCUCUAAUACCAUGUAAAGUUUCUAAUAGAAAUAAAAGAAUUCAAGAGAAAACUAUGUGAGGUAAGAAGAGAAAAUCUUAACCCUACCUCCCCUCUUACUUCAUAUAUAUAGCUAUCAUAAUAAACUACAAAAGACUAGUAUAACCAUAGUGGCAUACUUGUUACAGGUAUAAAUAAAUCAUAUUAUCUAACAAUAUCUAUAUCUCUGUCCUGUUUUGAAUCGACAUCGGAGAUCAAGAAGUCAUGAUUUUGGGGAGUGGGGAGAAGAGAGGGGCCCAAUGAAGCUCUAAGUAGGAUACAAAAACACAUCCUUGAUGCCAAUUUGAGCUCAAGUGUUAAGCAUAACUUGGGGAGGCGAUUGGUCAUGGAGGUAUUAACAAUAUUUUAUCCUUAUAGAGUCAGUAAUGUAUUUUGUUCCACAAACAAUAUAUGAAGACUGAUAUUUUUGAAGGUGGUGGGGAUAAAAUGAAACUGAACCAAAUCAUGUGGUGGAGUGAAAGUUUCCCUAUAAUUUUUGCUGCCAUGUCUUGCUUGUCUGGAUCCUACCCUUACAAGAUUUUUAGGGUUGUCAUACAUGCGGUGCUGGUUUCUUAUGUCUUGAGCUUGUUUCUAAUCUUCGCAGACAAGGAAUAGUUGAGAUAGUAGAAGUAUGUGCUACUUGGUGGUUCUGGGAAUAUAUAGAAGUAAAUGAAUCCAUGGAAGACCAAAUAGUUGGGUCAAUGCUUUGUUGAGUGACCUUUGUGAAGUAAAUCUAUGGAAAAGUGGUUGAAGAGAAUCAUGCAAUGGAAAAUGACCUGAGUUGAUUUGAGUGAACUUAUGACAGAGUGGUCAAAGGAUAUCAUGGGAUUGGAAAUGACUGUCUAAUGAGGUUAGAAUGCCUCAUGGAGUGGACAGUGCUAGAUUUAGGGGUGAGUUUUAGGUUUGAUUCAUUGCGUGGCAUUGCUGCAUUUUUGGAUGUGCUAUUUACUGCUGUUGCCAAGGAGGCUUUGGUAGGCCAUUAUGGAGUGGACAAUAAUGAAACUAUGAAGGUGCCAAGAAGUGGUGGAGCAGAUCCUAAUGGCAAUCAACCUGGAAAUCUUUAUGUUACUAUCAAGGUCAGAGAAGACCCUGUUUUUCGAAGAGAAGGAUCCAACAUUCAUGUUGAUGCUGUAUUGAGUAUUCCUCAGGCAAUUUUGGGAGGAACAGUUCAGGUCCCAACACUGACAGGAGAUGUUGUUGUUAAGGUCCGCCCUGGCACCCAGCCUGGUCAAAAGGUUAUUCUAAAGCAAAAAGGGAUUAAAACAAGGGCCAGAUACUCAUUUGGAGAUCAAUAUGUUCAUUUCAAUGUCAGCAUCCCAUCGAACUUGACACAGAGACAGCGCGAACUAAUUGAAGAGUUCUCUAAAGAAGAGCAAGGCGAAUAUGACAAGGUUGCUGUUGCAGGAGCAUCUGGGUGA
Ilex paraguariensis (yerba mate) is the source of this 3019-nucleotide messenger RNA. Lineage: Eukaryota; Viridiplantae; Streptophyta; Magnoliopsida; Aquifoliales; Aquifoliaceae. The record is from the annotation of a GenBank genome assembly.